This is a messenger RNA of Podarcis raffonei (Aeolian wall lizard), 4664 nucleotides long. It is a transcript of the gene FRMD5, whose product is annotated as FERM domain containing 5. Gene Ontology annotation, cellular component: cytoskeleton. NCBI's taxonomy places the organism in Eukaryota, Metazoa, Chordata, Lepidosauria, Squamata, Lacertidae. Gene Ontology annotation, molecular function: cytoskeletal protein binding. The transcript has 14 exons. Bases 153 to 1874 code for a protein of 573 amino acids. The record is from RefSeq and is a predicted model, not a curated record.
AGGAGGAGGAGGCGGCGGCAGAAGCAGCGGCGGCGGCGGCCAAAGGCAGGCGCCCACCAUGUGAGAGGCCCGCUCGCCGGCCCGCCGGAGCCGCGCCGCCUCCCCGCAGCAGCUCCUCCUCCUCCUGGUGGCCGGGCUGCCGGCAGGCAAAGAUGCUCAGCCGGCUAAUGAGCGGCAGCAGCAGGAGCCUGGAGCGCGACUACAGCUGCACCGUCCGCCUCCUGGACGACAGCGAGUACUCCUGCACCAUCCAGAGAGAUGCAAAAGGGCAGUACCUCUUCGACCUCCUUUGCCAUCACCUGAACCUGCUGGAGAAGGACUACUUUGGGAUCCGCUACGUGGACCCCGACAAGCAACGGCACUGGUUGGAAUUCACAAAGUCUGUUGUGAAGCAAAUGCGAUCACAGCCUCCGUUCACCAUGUGCUUCCGGGUGAAGUUCUACCCUACCGACCCUGCGGCCCUGAAAGAGGAAAUCACCAGGUAUCUCGUCUUCUUGCAGAUCAAAAGAGAUCUCUAUCACGGCCGCCUCCUGUGCAAGACAUCAGACGCUGCUCUGUUAGCUGCCUACAUCCUUCAAGCGGAGAUUGGCGACUAUGACCCCGGAAAGCACCCUGAGGGCUACAGCUCCAAGUUCCAGUUCUUUCCCAAGCAUUCAGAAAAGCUGGAAAGGAAGAUUGCGGAGAUCCACAAGAUUGAGCUCAGUGGUCAGACACCAGCUACUUCAGAGCUAAACUUUUUAAGGAAAGCCCAGACCCUGGAGACGUACGGAGUUGACCCACAUCCAUGUAAGGAUGUGUCUGGAAAUGCUGCUUUUUUGGCCUUCACCCCGUUUGGGUUUGUUGUCCUGCAAGGAAACAAGCGAGUCCACUUCAUCAAAUGGAACGAAGUGACAAAAAUGAAAUUUGAAGGCAAGACGUUCUAUUUAUAUGUAAGUCAGAAAGAGGAAAAGAAAAUUGUUCUGACAUAUUUUGCUCCAACUCCUGAAGCCUGCAAGCACCUCUGGAAAUGUGGGAUUGAAAAUCAAGCCUUUUAUAAGUUGGAGAAGUCAAGCCAAGUCCGCACUGUGUCCAGCAGUAAUCUAUUUUUCAAAGGGAGUCGGUUCCGAUACAGUGGCCGAGUUGCAAAAGAAGUGAUGGAGUCUAGUGCCAAGAUCAAGAGGGAGCCUCCAGAAAUACACAGGGCAGGGCUGGUUCCUAGCCGUAGCUGUCCUUCCAUCACUCAUGGGCCACGGCUAAGCAGCGUCCCCAGAACUCGAAGGAGAGCUGUGCACAUCUCUAUCAUGGAAGGGCUUGAGUGUUUGCGGGACAGUGCCCACUCCACCCCGGUACGGUCAGCCUCCCACGGCGAUGCCUUCCUGCCGCAUUCACGGGCCUACCGGGCCGAGAGCAGCGAGCGUGUGGCCAUCAUUUCGGACGAGAUCUACAGUCCCUCGGACAGCGUCCUUCCCACGCCGGUAGCUGAGCAGAGCCUUGAGCUGAUGCUGCUCUCCAGGCAGAUCAACGGAGCCCCUUGCAGCAUAGAGGAAGAAAAGGAAUCUGAGGCCAACACGCCCACGGUGGCCGAGGCCGAGGAGCUGGGGAGGGAGCUCCGAGCCUUGUGCCAGGGUGUGGGCAGCGGUGGCGGAGCCCAAGCAGAACAGGUGAAUAAGUUUGUUUUCAGUGUCCUCCGUUUGCUCCUUGUGACCGGUGGGCUCCUCUUUGUUUUGCUCCUCCUCCUGAUCAUCCUUACCGAGUCUGACCUUGACAUUGCCUUUUUCCGUGAUAUUCGCCAGACCCCCGAGUUUGAACAAUUCCAUUAUCAAUACUUUUGUCCCCUCAGGCGAUGGUUUGCCUGCAAAAUCCGCUCCGUGCUCAGCCUACUCAUUGACACCUGAAGGCAGGACUCCUCCUAGUAACUAGCCAGGUGGAUUGCAGAAGAUCCCUGCUACCCAUUCCCAGAAAAAUGGGACACAUCGUGGCACCAUCGGCACAUAAAAUAAGUCCUCCUUUCAUGAAUCAAAGUAAACAGCGGCCUAGGAGAGUUGUUUCCAAGCAGAAGAAAGGGAUGACUUUCUCACAUGCGCCAGAUUCAAACAAUGCCCAUUUCUUUACACGUCCUCUUCCUGGAAGUGUCUUCAACUGGUUUGCUUUCCAACUUUUAAAUUAUUCUGCACUCUUCCAAGUUUAAUUUUAAGCUUUCCUAGAGGUGGCCAUUUCAAAAAUUUCAAGUAAAGAGAGUUUAUUUUAUUACUAUUGAUUAUUGCAUUAAGUGCCAGCCUCCAGCUAGGACACUAGUUCAAGAAGGCAGCGUCAUUUUAUGCAGGAGCUUUUGUAAUGGUGCUACUGAGUUGUAACUUUAGUAUUUUAUUAUUUUAUUAAAACUGCCACUGUGUACAGCACUACCACCUUAAACAUAGUCUUGCUAUUUUACCAAUCAAACUUCUGGCUUAAUCUGGAAUUUUGAAGGUGGGAGCAGGGGGGAUUAAGGUUCUGACACCAUAUGGUCACCCAAACACACUCAAUUCUUUAUAAGCAAUAGGUAAGGCACGAGACAAGGAGGCAGCAAUGAGGUGUAAAUCUAAUUCUUCCCCCUAGCGUUGAAAAGUGUGACUAGGAGAAACCUGUCCUUUGUGAAUUUCAACUUCUGACCUUUAGGAUCCCAGAAAUGCAGUUUUUCUUAGAGCAGUAAAGUCCCCAUAUAAAGCAAGAGUUAGUAUAUGGGGGAAAUAAAUAUAUGUAUUUGAUUAUACUUGACCGAGUCUUGCUGUAUUAAGUAGUAGUGAUCAUAUCCAAUUUCUUUGAAAGACAUUUUGCCUCAGAAAGCUGUACUUGUUUUUGUACUACAAAAGAACAAACUUGUUUCAACCUAUAUAUUUUAAGAACAAAAUGCUAUUUUGUUAACGAGCAAACCAAGUCUUUUUUACUUUAUGAAUUAGGUGAAUAUAGUGUGGUAUUCAAAGUGAUUGGUGGUAAACAAAAUAUUAUGGCUGUUUUUAGGAUGGUAUUUGAGCAUCAAGCUAACCCAUUCAUAACUUCUGGGGGAAGGAAAAUGGGUUACCUUGUGCCAUUAAAACGAUGGAGAACUUAAGGACGUGGGGGAGGUAGCACUGGAAUGAAAACACAUAGAACAACCUGACCCACACGUUUCCAUCCUGAAGGCAAUUCAGAAAUUUUUUUCCUACUUUUUGUCUUGUGAUGUGGAUAGUCUAAUCUAAAAGCCUGACAAAUAGCAGCUCAUUUGUAAAAGGAGCAAUAAAUUUUAAAUAUGGUGAGAGUACUCACCAAGAUGAGCAGAGCAAGAGAAUGAAAUCAGACUGGCAAGUGUUUUAUUUCAUCUCAGGGAGAGAUUUCAAGUCACUUGGGAAUCUAAAUCAGAAAUAUUUCAAGAGGCUGGUUUCAUUUAUCUUGUCUCUGACUUGGCUACUACAAUUUUCAGCAGGCACACAAGCCCUUCAAGUUCACGCAGAACUGAAGCACUGCCAGGACUUGCCCAAUGGGAGGGUGCGUGGAUAGGCGUGGGAAUCUCAAGCACUGAUUUCCUUUCCGAGUUCAGUUACACUCUGCCCACAGCUGGUCAUUCAUCAUUUGGGGAAAAAAGAGCACAAUGACACUAUUAGCAAUACACUAAAUAUUGGCAAAGGUUACUGGACGCAGACUGGGGUGUGGGUGUGGGUGUAUGGUACACUAGAAAAGGAUUCCCUGUUAUUUGAACACAUCGUGGAAGUGCUACAAGGAUGUUUGAUUACUGACCAUUAACUGCAACUGCCAGCUUGGAAGUCACAAGAGCCAAAAGAGAUUUUGGCUUUCACUUUUGCUUAUACAGGUACAUAAACAAACUUCUGAAUGCCUGCCAAGAAGAUACAAGGGAUAGAUUUUACAAGGAUACACACUGUUUUAUGCAACACAGCAACAAAAUUAACUUCUAGUGUAGUGUUCCUACCUCAGUCUGUAGUAAACAAUGCUUCUAUGCAGUGAGUGAAAAGUCUUAAUUUUAACAUUCUCCAUCCCAGAUAACGAUGCAGUAUUUAUUUCAUGUUUUAAUUGUUGGUAUUGUUGAUCAUGCCACACACCUGUCCUGUUAUCUGUAACUAUUUUGUACAAUGGACAUUUUCAUUUUCAAAGUGGACAACUUAUGAAUACUGAUGGUGGCUUUAGAUAGUUAUUUUACUUUUUAAAAAAUUCUGGCCACAAUCCUAGAGUUAAGGUCUCCCGUGCACUUUCAUUUCUCUGGGGCUUGCACUGCAGAACCUCUUCCUAAUGGAUUGUGUCUCGUUUUUGCCAAAUGUUUUAUCCUGAAAACUUUCCAGCUGGCAACUGAAAAAAAGUCAUUUUUCCUGUUUUGCCCCAUGUUACGUUUCAUGUUUCACUUACUACUAAGUUGUUCCUGGUCUCAUUUGUAUAAACUGUGGUGGUUUCCAUAGGUUGCUGUAUCAGAGGAAACAAACUCUUAAUAAGGACUAGCGUACUGCAUAUUUAAAAGCAGUAGAAAGUAAGUUACCUGAAAAUGUGAAUUUUAGUUUUCAUAACAAUAUAGACGUUAACCUUUCAUGUGCCAAAUGCUGUGUUACAUUUUCCCUUCAAAAUAAUGUACCUUUUUCUACAUAUUCAACAUGUAGUUAGCAUAAAUCAUUGGUGCCAUAUAGAAGUAUUUUUAAAUUUAAAUAAAUAUUUAAUUAUGAUGAAAA